Molecule: messenger RNA, 4529 nt
Organism: Sinocyclocheilus grahami
Lineage: Eukaryota; Metazoa; Chordata; Actinopteri; Cypriniformes; Cyprinidae
Product: receptor tyrosine-protein kinase erbB-4-like
Exons: 27
Coding region: 1-4149 (1382 amino acids)
Biological process (GO): protein phosphorylation; negative regulation of apoptotic process; positive regulation of cell population proliferation
Cellular component (GO): basal plasma membrane; signaling receptor complex; plasma membrane
Molecular function (GO): transmembrane receptor protein tyrosine kinase activity; ATP binding; epidermal growth factor receptor binding
Source: RefSeq, a predicted model, not a curated record
AUGGGAAAUCUUGGUUUCCUUCUGUUGGCUCUACUGGAGCUGGAAGUGUGUCCUGGUACUGAUAACAAGCUCAGCACGCUGUCAGAUUUGGACCAGCAGUACAAAACUCUUCGCAAGUUCUAUGAGAACUGUGAGGUGGUCAUGGGUAAUCUGGAGAUCACCAGUAUUGAAAGAAACCGCAACCUGUCAUUCCUCAAGUCCAUCCGUGAGGUGACGGGUUACGUGUUGGUGGCUCUGAAUCAGUUUGACUAUCUUCCUCUGGAGAACCUGCGGAUCAUCCGUGGCACUAAACUGUACGAAGGACGCUACGCUCUGGCCAUCUUUCUCAACUACAGACGAGAUGGCUACUUUGGCCUUAGACAACUCGGCCUCAAGAACCUGACAGAAAUCCUGAAUGGAGGCGUGUAUGUGGAUCAGAACAAGUUCUUGUGCCAUGCUGACACCAUCCACUGGAAUGACAUAAUCAAGAACCCGCGGUCUGAACUUCUGGUGGUUCCUUCCAACAACAGUGGCAACUCAUGCAGACGGUGUCACAGAUCUUGUAAUGGACGUUGCUGGGGUCACCAGGAAGACCAGUGCCAAAGCUUGACAAAGACGGUGUGUGCAGAGCAGUGUGAUGGACGCUGUUUUGGUCCAUACGUCAGUAACUGCUGCCACCGUGAAUGUGCAGGAGGCUGUACCGGACCCAAAGACACGGACUGCUUCGCUUGUACCAACUUUAAUGACAGCGGGGCCUGUGUGACUCAAUGUCCUCAGCCAUUCGUCUACAAUCCAACAACCUUCCAGCUCGAACACAAUCCCAACGCCAAAUACACCUAUGGAGCUUUCUGUGUCAAGAAAUGCCCACAUAACUUUGUGGUGGAUCACAGCUCUUGUGUCAGAGCCUGUCCGAGCAACAAGAUGGAGGUGGAGGAAAGUAACAUCAAGAUGUGCAUCCCGUGCACUGACAUCUGCCCGAAAGUGUGUGAUGGUAUAGGCACCGGCAGUCUUCAAACGGCUCAAACUGUGGAUUCCAGCAACAUUGAUAAGUUUGUCAAUUGCACCAAGAUCAAUGGCAACCUCAUUUUCCUCAUCACAGGCAUCAAAGGGGACAUGUUUCAUGGUAUAAAAGCUCUGGACCCUGAUCGGUUAAAUGUAUUCCGCACAGUCAGAGAGAUCACAGGUUUCUUGAACAUCCAGUCUUGGCCAGAAAACAUGACAGAUCUUGUUGUUUUUUCAAACCUUGCCACCAUUGGAGGACGCUCUCUUUAUAGUGGUAUUUCUCUACUGAUCCUGAAGCAGCGCUGGAUCUCUUCGCUGAAGUUCCAGUCUUUGAGAGAGAUCAGCGCCGGUAACGUCUACAUGACCAACAACAGCCAGCUCUGCUUCUACAACACAGUGAACUGGACCAGUCUGUUCCGCACCAGCACCCAGAGAGCUCUGAUCAAGAACAACAGGGACCCCAGAGAGUGUACUAAUGAGCAGAUGGUUUGUGAUCCGUUGUGUUCGGAGGCAGGAUGCUGGGGUCCCGGUCCAGACCAAUGUCUCUCAUGCAAAUACUUUAGUCGAGGAAGGACAUGUGUCAAGUCCUGUAAAUUAUAUUAUGGGGAUGUUCGAGAGUACGCCAAUGGCUCGGUUUGUGUUGAGUGUGACAGCCAGUGUGAAAAAGCAGGAGAGAAAAGUUUGACCUGCCAUGGCCCGGGUCCAGAUCACUGCUUGAAGUGCUUGCAUCUCAAAGACGGACCCAACUGUGUAGAGAAAUGCCCUGAUGGUCUGCAGGGAGCAAACAGCUUCAUCUUCAAAUAUGCUGAGACCAACAACGAGUGCCAUCCCUGCCACCCCAACUGCACCCAGGGUUGUACUGGACCCCGGGUGCAGGAUUGUGUUGGCAUGUUGGACAGGACUCCUCUGAUUGCAGCUGGGCUAAUCGGGGGUCUCUUUGUGAUGGUCAUCAUAGCUCUAGGUGUGGCCAUUUACAUGCGCAGAAAGAGCAUUAAGAAAAAGAGAGCUUUACGUCGUUUCCUAGAGACUGAGUUGGUGGAGCCAUUGACGCCCAGUGGUACACCUCCAAACAAGGCUCAGCUGCGUAUAUUGAAGGAAACUGAACUUAAGAGAGUCAAGAUUUUGGGAACUGGAGCCUUUGGCAUGGUCUAUAAGGGAAUCUGGGUUCCAGAAGGUGAAACGGUGAAGAUUCCAGUGGCUAUAAAGAUACUCAAUGAAAGUACAGGACCUAAAGCCAAUGUGGAGUUUAUGGAUCUGGUAACUCAGCUCAUGCCCCACGGCUGCUUGCUGGACUACGUACAUGAACACCAGGAGAACAUCGGCUCCCAGCUGCUGCUCAACUGGUGUGUGCAGAUUGCAAAGGGUAUGAUGUACUUGGAGGAGAGGAGGCUGGUGCACAGGGACCUUGCGGCCCGUAACAUCCUGGUAAAAUCUCCAAACCACGUCAAGAUCACUGAUUUUGGACUUGCUCGACUGCUGGAUGUUGAUGAAAAGGAGUAUAAUUCAGAUGGAGGCAAGAUGCCCAUUAAGUGGAUGGCCCUGGAGUGCAUUCAUUACAAGAAGUUCACACAUCAGAGUGAUGUGUGGAGUUAUGGGGUGACUAUCUGGGAGCUAAUGACGUUUGGAGGAAAGCCCUAUGAUGGGAUUCCCACACGUGCGAUUCCAGACAUCUUGGAGAAGGGCGAACGUUUGCCCCAGCCGCCCAUCUGCACCAUAGACGUCUACAUGGUGAUGGUGAAAUGCUGGAUGAUUGAUGCUGAUAGUCGGCCUCGGUUUAAAGAACUCGCUGCAGAGUUCAGCCGCAUGGCACGAGACCCUCAGAGAUACCUCGUCAUACAGGGGGAUGACCGCAUGAAGCUGCCCAGCCCCAACCACAGUAAGUUCUUCCAGAGUCUACUGGACGAGGAGGAGCUGGAAGACCUGAUGGACGCUGAGGAGUACUUGGUUCCUCAGACCUUUAAUAUCGCUACCUCUUCUCACACAAGACCACCAAUUGAUACCAGUAAGACACAACUGAGGUGUCGUGAGAGAGUUUUUAGCCCAGAAGAUGGGAUGGGGGCUUGCUCCCAUGAAACUUCUGGAUCAGGGAGUGACGUCUUCAUCCCUGGAAGCACACAAGGUGCGGGUCUCGACGCCCUUGAGGAACAACAGUGUAAUGGGAGUUUGAAGAAACAGCACAUGUCCGGCUCAGGAGACGACUGCAUUAUACAACGCUAUAGCGCUGACCCAACUGUCUUUCUCGGAGUAAAGAAUCCAAAGACCACUGAUGGAGAUGGUUUCAUGAGCCCUAUGAACAAGUCAUCCUCAGACCAUCUUAGUCCUGUUGAGGAGAAUCCUUUUGUAAACCAACGGAAAAAUGGAAAUAUUAAUGCACUGGAAAACCCGGGUUACCACAGCACCCCUGAUAGGAAACCCAAGGGAGAGGAUGAGUAUAUCAACGCACCCCUUUACCUAAACACAUACAAUAACAGUAGUGGUACAAACCAGGAGAUUAUGAGGAAAAAUGGAACUUCCAUCCCGCUACAGAUGACAAUGGCAGCCAACACCGCAAGUAGCCACGUUAUCCUCUCAACACAAACUGGGAAAGCCCACCACCAUGGCCAGGGAACACAUGUUCAUUUUGCCGUUCCACCUGUUCAGCCCCCCCAAACCAGAUCGAUGAGCCAAAAUAGCCAGCAUUCCCAGUCGCCACAUGGUGCCGAAUCCAAUUCCUCUAGCAUGUCUGGCAAUCCCUCCUUGUUAACCCAAAUCUCCCUUGUCAGCCAACAGAUCCAACCUUGUCCUGCGAGUCAGUCCGGCUCUUCAACCCAUCUGGCUCAAGUGGUAAAAUCGGCAGUCACUAGUAAAAGUAUAUUCGGCCUUCCCGGCCACCUUGUCUAUCCAGGUAACAUGCUUCAAGCGGGUCAUACUGGGACUGUAAUGGCCGACAGUAAGUCGAAGAAGAACUUUGAUUAUCCUGACUACUGGCAGCAUAGUCUACCACCCAAUGUGACUCAGCCAAACCCUCAAGAUCCAACGCAAGUGUGCAAAAGCAAACAUCUCUACAGGCACAGCAUCCGAAGUCGCAUCGCCGUGGCUGACAACCCUGAGUAUCUUUCUGAGUUUAACAAGAGACCAGGAACAGUUCUGCCACCUCCACCAUACCGGCACAGGAAUACGGUAGUGUAACGACGCAGUUCUAGAGAGCCAGAUUCUCCUACCAGCACCGUACGAUUAAAUGGAAUUACUGAAUUAAUGGAAAACUCCCAACUUCAGGAAUUAAGGAUGGAGACUUAUCGGAUGUUAAAGGGAACACUGAUCAACCAAAGUGCCUCUAAACUAUUCCAAAAGCUAUUCCAUCUUUUCUAUUCCAAUAAAUCAGAAUGUAACCAGAUGUGCAUCCUUUAAAGGGAUAAUUUAACCAAAAAUGAACAUGCUGUCAUAAUUUAUUCUCUGUCAUGUCGCUCCAAACAUACUUAUGUUGAAACACAAAUGAAGAUAUUUUUUAUGAACCCUGAGAGAUUUUUGUCCUUCCACUGAAAGUCCAUUACACAGAGGAAAAAAAAACU